GCGGUUUUAAUCGUUGACUUCCGUCAAACACUCACGAAUAUUUUCAUACGGUACCAACACUAGUCCCGAGCUGCGUGUUUUGUUGAUAAAUUUGGCUGUUGGAAUUUUCAAAAAAUUUUCAAGUAAUUCAAAAGCGACAACAUGCCGGACGCGUCAGCUGUUGAAAAGGAUAAACACAUGAAGCAGCUCAAAAGGCAGAUGGAAUGUUGGCGGGAGGUAAUUCUACCAUUAAAUUCAAUUCUCUUGUGGGAACAGUCUUGGCAUCCUGGAUUGAUACUUGGAAUCACGACAUCUAUUUUUCUGUUGUUAUGGUUCAUGGAUCCAGCCAUACUCACAGUCACAUCUUUGGGUCUAUUGUUGUUGGCAUUAGGUGACUAUCUCGGACCAAUCCUGAUCUCCACAUUCUUCUCUGCAAAUAGUUGGACUGGUCAAAAAGAACGUAAGCUAGAUGAAAUAUGCCAAAGAAUAUCUAAUGCAUUUCUACAAAUGCAAAAUAUAUGGAAAACUGCCCUCUGGGCGAGAACCAAUCAUGCCAACAUGUAUUACGGGGUGAUAUCUGCAGUUCUUGUGGUACUUGCACUGAUUGGAAAUACAGUCAACAACUUGUUCCUGAUGUAUGUCAUAGUGAACAGUAUCCUCCUUCUACCAGGUCUAAGACACAAUGGGAGGAUGCAGCAGCCCAUCAAAUUCAUAUGCAGCUAUUUUACGCGUCCAAAAUCAUCGUAAUAACCAUUUAUUCUCAAUUUCUGAGAGACCAUAUUCGCAUUUUGUUGAUAUAAUUUUUCAUUUUCCAUAACGGCAGUUUAUCAAAGUAUACCUAUAUUAGAUCUAGGUAAUAAUUUUUAAAUCUUAUUCAAUUUCUUCCCGAUUAUUCUUCAUUAUUAAUUUUUUAUCACAACUUAAGAAACCACGUUUAUGUUUUGACUGAAUCUAAUUUUGUAAUAAGUUACGACUAACUAAUCACAAUCAUUCAUGCACCUUAUACUUUACGCAACUUCGUUUAAGAUCGCUUGUUGUAAUUAUUAAGAAAACGUCAUUUGCUAUCCUAUCUGCCCCUCACAUUCAAUUAAUUUACCGGAUUUAUAUCGCGCAAAGAAUUGGGUGGCCUAUUAAUCUUCAGGAUAUUCUUCACUUGAAAGAAUGUAAUGUGGUCGUAGGAUCUGAAAUGUUUUCAUGAAUACUUUAGCUACAUUGAUUCCAACUAGUAAAAAAUGAAAAAAUUAGCACGUCUACUAUCAAAAAUAAAUAUGUGCUACUGGAUCACAAGCGAUCGUGGAACUUGAUUUCUUUCAGCACUAACGUGAUCCUUAUUUGUAGGAAAAUAGUUUCAUUACUCGCGUUAUUGUGAUGAUCAUUAUUUCAUACCGAAAGAUGUUUUUAAAGUAUCGUACGAAGUUCUUCUGUAAGAAAAUGCUACUUAAUAUGUAUAGUCUAAGUCUAAGUUUGUAUCCUGGUAAUCAAUAGUACCAAAUUGAUUUCGUGAGUAUAUUGUAUCAGUAGUAUUAGCGAAAAAUGUAACGUUUACUUGAAUUAGCUAUUACAUUUUUACAUUAUUCGCCAAUUAACGUUGUGCUGUGAAUUUUUGUAUUUGAAUAUACAUACAUAAAUGUCCUUUACUUGCAUGUGAUGAUUUGAUGUAUGAUAAAAUAUUUGUUUUUCCAAUUGUUAUAUUAAUCAUACUUAAUAAAAAUGAUAAUAAAAAUGAUAAUCAGUGA
Messenger RNA from Athalia rosae (coleseed sawfly), 1715 nucleotides. It is a transcript of the gene Arl6IP1, whose product is annotated as ADP-ribosylation factor-like protein 6-interacting protein 1. The coding region runs from base 142 to 726 and encodes 194 amino acids. Lineage: Eukaryota; Metazoa; Arthropoda; Insecta; Hymenoptera; Athaliidae. The transcript is spliced from 5 exons. The record is from RefSeq and is a predicted model, not a curated record.